Arachis ipaensis is the source of this 2818-nucleotide messenger RNA. The record is from RefSeq and is a predicted model, not a curated record. Lineage: Eukaryota; Viridiplantae; Streptophyta; Magnoliopsida; Fabales; Fabaceae.
UUCAGCCCUUGAGAAUUGGUGCAUGAUUCAAAAUCACCCUCUUCUCAAACAGUACGAGUUUGAGACUUAAUUCGCGUGCAACUGUAGUACUAUGAAAUGAGGCAAUAAAUUUACCACUGAAUGGGGCGACUUGGAUAUCAAAGAAUGACUAUUGAAGGAUUUUAGAAAAUUGAAGUUAGAAGAGUGAGUUAAAUUGAAGAAAACAAUAUGAUUAAAUUGAUUUUUUCUCCCAGUAGAUGAAAUCACCUUUUAAGUUAACCUAGAAGAAUAUAUAUAAUGAUAUAAUUUUUGUUUAAAGCAUGAAUAUACAACAGCACAAGUGACAAGGGGAAGAUGGUCUGUUGGACUUCACCAUCGUGGCUGUGAUGAAGCAGCGGUGCCUACUCUCGUCACUGUAAUAACGUCCAUUAUUGAUGAAACUCACGACGCAAAGAGCCACUAGGGUUUCAACCUCACACCCCACUCUGGACCCUUCUCUCAUGAAUCCCCCAAUUCUCUAACUCAUUACCAACUCUUCUUCUUCUUCCAUGGAGGGCUCUGCAUAUGACCUGCGCCUCGGAGCCCCCCAUGAGUUGGACCUCACCGAUCUAGAUCAUUCAAUGAAUCGGUUGAACCUUUCUGUCUCCUCCAGCGACCCUCAUCAUGAUCAUGCUCCGCCACAGCCACAACCACCUCCUCCUACUUCCAUUUCUGAUGACGUCAUCAACCACGUCGACCAGUUCCUCCGCGAUGCCAUUCACAACCCUCGUGAACGCCUUUCCGUAUUGCGGAUAGAGGAAGAUAUUGAGAAGUUCAUUGAUGAUCCUAGCCAACAGCAGCUUGAAUUUCACCGGCUGCCAACGUCCUAUUUACGGCUGGCCGCCCACCGCGUGGCUCAGCAUUACUCGCUGCCCUCGAUGGUUUUAGUGGAUAAUACCUCCCCAGAUGGUUCUGGCUCAAGAAUUAUCAUCCACAAAACAUCUGAAUGCAAGAUGCCGCUUGUUCGCCUCGCCGACAUCCCUGUAAAACUAUCAUCGGAAGACAAUCCUGCUGCUGUUAUGAAAGUGGCCAUCAAACAGAGGCCAAACAAGCAGAUACAAAUUCUUGGCAAUGCGAAUUCCAACUCAGUGAAGAGUAGCAACUCCAAAAGUAUGGAAGAGAGAAAAGAUGAGUAUAAUAGGGCUCGUGAAAGGAUAUUUAGUUCUAGCAGUAAUGGUGCUAUUGUAGGUGGGAAGCCAGAAUGUGACUUGAGGAAGCAGGAUAAGACUACAGUUGCUUCCUUGGGGGUUUCUAGGGUAGAAGGAAAAGCUGCUUCGGUAGCGGAGAUCAAUUAUUGUAGAGGGCUGGUUGAGUCUUCAACUAAUUGUAGCAGGUCUAGAAGUAGGACAGAGAAGGAGCAAGUUGGUAGAUACAGCCAACAUAAUAGGGUGGCUAUCUUUCGGGAUCGUGAAGUUGAUCGCAAGGAUCCUGAUUACAACAGGAGCUAUGAUAGAAUUGUAAAUCUAACAAAUGUAAAGGAUGAUAUGGUUGGAGUAAGGAUUAACCUGGUAAUUUCUUGUAACUGGCAUAGUAGGUAUAUGCAAAGAUUUGAUCCUGGGUUUGGGUUCAAUGGAGGGUUUUAUGCCAUGCAACCAAUGUAUACAUCAGUAGUAAAUUAUAAUACUGAGUUUCCACAGCUUGGAUCCACUCAUGGACCCCAGCUUUCUUCUGAACACCAUUCCCAACCUCUUCUGCAGCACAUACCUGGUCCAUGGGCCCCGCCAUCCAUACCUGGAGUGCGAUAUGGACAUCCAGACACCAUCAUGCCACCAUUUAAUCCUAGUCAUUUUCCUGGACAUUCGACUAUGCACUUGCAUUCAUCUCAAUAUUCUCGUCAGCAACCAGUUCCUUUCAUCCAUCAUGAUCCUGUUCACCAACCCUUUGCACAGUAUCAUCAACUACCUCCUGAUGCAUGUUUUGGAUUGACCCGGCCCCGGUGAGGGGGCGUGGCCAUGCUUUCUCCCGAUCAGCCGUAGUUGUAUAAUGGAUUCCUGCAGGUCCAGGUUUUCUUUCAGCUGAUUGGAUUGCUGGCAUAUAAGCCGAGUUGGACUGGAUUGGAUUUGUGUAUUCUGGUAUACCAUUGAUCCAUUCGUCCAUUCUUGGAUUUGCUAGGAUGCUACUUGCAUCUUCCAUAACAGUGCUCCUUCUGGGCAUGUAUUUCGUUCAGAGCUGUAAGAGCGCAUACAUAUUGCCGAUGACAGAAUGCUUUGGGGAUUAAACAGGAGCCAAUACAUACGGUUCUUGACUUGGAUGAAGCCUGCCAAAGAGUUCACGUCGUUAUCCACCGGGUUGCUUGAACAUGUGAUGCUGGACUGGAGCUUCUCAAGCGUUAUUCACAAGUCGCUAUACUUCAAAGUUUAUUGUAAUGAAUAUCAUAUAUACAGUGUGUAUAAGCUGUUAUUAGUUCGUGGAGUUAAGUCCCAUUUUAGUCCCUGAGAUUGGCGAGUUGCACUGAUUUGGUCCCCGACUUCCUAAUUGCUACAACUUGGUCCUUCAUAUUAAAAAAAGGUGCACCAAUGCAGUCCUUCGUGGAUCUUCCGUCACCAAGACUCAACACUGUUAGUGACGUAGCUCAAGCCUUACCACGCUAGACAUAUUAAAACGACGUCGUAUCAGUGUUUUAAAAUAGCGGCCAUGGCGGCGCCAUGGCGGAAUGGCGUGGCGGAAUUUGACCUCGCCGCCAUAUGUAGGCCACCGCAACGUGCUUAUCACGGCGGGGCAAAAGGCGCCGCAAUUGCGGUGGCGCCAUGGCGGUCCGCCAUUGAGAAUGGCGAAAAUGGCGGGUUUUUUUUGGUUUUUU